UGCGUCUUAGUUGUGACGUAAGGAGCAUGGCUGCGUGCUGUGUUUGUAUUUCCUCGUAAUAGGCAACUGGGGAGAAAUGUGAGAUGUCUGUGGUUUUUGUACCUGAGAGGUUGCGAGAAAAUGUCCAGAUCAACCAGAAUAUAAUACAACAGUUACUUGAUGAAAAUGACCAACUGAUUCGAUGUAUUGUGGAUUACCAGCAGAAAGGACGUGCCUCUGACUGUGUGCAAUAUCAGCAGAUUUUGCACAGGAAUCUUGUUUACUUGGCAACCAUUUCAGAUUCCACUCCUAGCACGCCAUCAGCUGUAAUUGUGACAUUUCCCAAUACCGUGGCAGAGGCAGCUGUUGUGAAUUCAGCCAUAAAACCAGAGGUUAAUCAUCCCAUGUCUACUGAAGAGAAGAGAAAUGACCAUGCACAAUAAGGUCCAAGCUAGUGAUUAUGCAUUAUUAGUAAACAGAGAUAUGAACAAGAAAAGGGCCAUAUAAUUUUUCAUGUUCCUAAACCUCAAUAGACUAAUCUUCUACAUGCUGGCUCUACAUGUUUCUUAUUUUGAUAUGGUUAAAGUAAAUUACUUUUAGUAAUGCCCAUUAAAUAAUACUUUAUGUUCCUUAUAAUUUAAGAAAAUAAAUGGAAGUCCAAUAAUUGGCAAUUUGUUUCUUAGUGGGGAUAUUUGAUGUUGAAUCUCAUUACCAUACAGUAAAUGCAGUGGUUUUUAAUGUGGUUUAUUUAACAGCUGUAAAAUUAAUGUUGCAAAGACUGUCUCCAGUUCAGUAUUAGUUUUGUAACUGAAAUAUGUUUAACUAUCAUACAGUAUAAAAAGUAAAUGAAAACAAAAUCACUUGGUGACUGGAUUAUGUGGUUAUUUUUUUAAUUCCCUCUGUAUAGUGUACCUCUAAGAUUGUAUGUGAAUGUUUACACAAAAGCUUACUUAUAGAAAAAAAUAACAUGCUGUGCUUUUCAUGUUUAAAUAUGAUAUACUCACUGCAUUUUGGCUGUCAAGGUUGCCUCAGAAAAGAUAUUCUAAGUACUCUUUAACUCUACUGCUAACGGUAGACCUUGGGAGGUUUCGUAUAGGAGGGAUUUUUGGAAAUAAUUCAGUUUUAAGACAUCAUGUUUUGUGCUAUAGAAAGUUUUCAAUCCCUAAGGUGGAAGUUUUCACAUUUUAUUGUUAUACAGGCUUGAAACACAGUGGAUUGAAUGUGGCUUUUUUGACAUUUAUCAAUAUAAAAAGAUCCUAUAAUGUCUAAAAUGAAGACAUCUCUGUAAAAUAAAUUACAAAUAUAAGAUGCAAAAUAAUUGAAAGGACAUUGACAUUGUUGUGUUUAAGCCACUUAUGUAAAUUUCACUUUAUGCUGGGGAUUGUUGUCUUGCUGGAAAACAAGUCUUCUCCGUAUGCGCAUCAGGUUUUCCUCCAGGAAUCCUCUGUAUUUUGCAGCAUUCAUUUUAUACUCUGUAUAAACACACGAGAAACAUCCCCACUGUAUAAUGCCACUGCCACCACUACCACCACUGUUUAUGGUGGACAUAUUGUGUUUUUGAUAACGUGUAAUGUUUGGCUUUUAUCAAAUGUGGUGUUUAGUGUGAUGGCCAAAGAGUAAAAUGUUAGCCUUAUCUGAUCAAAGGACCCUCUGACAUCAGAGUCUCCAUGUGUCAAGAUGUUCUGUGCAUGCAUUUGUUUGUUUUUGAAAAUAUGUAAUGGCAGUUUUUUCUUUGUCACUCUACCAUAAAGCUGCAACAGAUGAAGCACCUGGGCAACCAUUAUUAUAUGCACAGGUCCUUAUCUAGAAUCCCCCCCCCCCGCCCCACCACCAAUACUCCCAGGCCAAAAAUCUCAGGCAGAGUAGCUUAUAACUCCUUCAGGGUUAUCAUAGGUGUCUUGGUGGACCCCCUCACUAGUUUGCUUCUUGCACCAUCACUCAGUUUUUGUGGACAGCCUGCUCUAGACAGAUUUAUACAUGUGCCAUACUCUUUCAAUUUGUUAAUGAUGGAUUUAACUAUAUUGGAAGGGAUAUUUAGUAACUUCGAUAAUUUCUUGUAUCCAUCCUCUGCUUUUCAAUCACCUUUUCAUGGAGUUGCUUGGAGUGUUCUUUUUUUCUCUUCGUUUUGUAGGUUAAGCCGUGAUAUUGACUUGCCACAAGUUGGACCUGUCAGAUAAGAUGAAUUUGUACCAUGGUCAAUUGGAACCGCUUGUCUACAGAUGGGUGAUCUCCACUGAACUAAUUAUGUAACUUCUAAAACCAGUUAACUGCAUCAGUAAUGAUUUAGGUGUGUCCUAUUAAAGUGAGUGAAUAUGUACGCAAUCAACUAUUUUUUUAUAUGUAUUAUUAAUAUAGAACACUUGUCAGGGAGCUGUUUUUAAAGUCUUUUUCUGCUGAUCACUAUAAAAAAAAUGAAUCCACCAUGUGUCAAUGUUUAUUAACAAUAAAAUUUGAAAAUAUCUAAAGGGGUGAAUAUGCACAGCUGCCAAUUUAUUAUGUCAGGUUGCUUUUUAUAUGUAAUUGAUAUCUUGCUAUUGUACAGUAUAUUUUUUAUUGCACAGAAACUGUAUAUGGAAACAUUUUUGUUUAAACCAUCAGUGUUGUUAUAUAUUUUGUUAUGUCUAAUCAUUCUUCUGAACUGUGCUAUAACAUAGAUAUUGUGUAGGUGGUAUUUUAGAACAUACAAGAGCCACAAAAAACAUUUGACAGGUUAAAUUUUAAAUGCUUACAGUGUAAAAUGCUUCAAAUGUUGAAGUCUCAUGGACUAGGGUAGCAUAUCUAAAGGUCGCUUCAAGCUGGAAUAUUUAAUGCUACAUUUACUCGGCCAGAGUAAAAAUGUAAAACGUUUGUCUUCUGUAUUUCUGUAAAGUGUGUUUUUUGUGGCUUCUUUAUGAAAGAUGUUUUAUAAAUAGAGCUUAUUUGAUUGAACACAGAGUGAGUUACAUUUCAGAUAUUUGAAUACAACUUUUAUUUCCAUGUAUUUAGCUUUAACGUGGAGCUGUAUGUUAUUCAGAAUGGGUUUUAUAUAUCUGUUGCAUAAUUUGUAUGUUUUAUAGUGCAUUUCAUUUGGAAGACCUUGAGUAUAGUUAUUGCAUGUGCAGUCAGUAACAUAACUUUAUCUAAAAUGCAACUCACGUUUCUUUCUUACAGCACAAGAAUUUUUUUUUAAUGAAUGGGUUGAUAGAUUUCAGAUUUAGAAAAGAUUCUGGAAUAGCUGAUAAUUGCAUGAACAUACGCAACAAGACACUUUCUUCUGAAUGGCUUAGAGAAUAUUGCUCCUAAUUGUGCUUUGCUUCAAAUUCCUGGAAAAAAAAACAAAAAACCAUGAACUGAGAAGGUUGUGCUUAUUCCUAAAUUUAGGCUGUCAAAACAACCUCCCUUUUUUCUACAGCAUUUCUGUUUUGUUUGCUUUUUUCAAAUACAGUCUUAAUAAUAUCUGUCCCAAGGGUUGUUGCAGUGCCAUUUAUUUUAUCUGAGUAACUAACAUUAACACAGCAGUAUUAGACAGUUUUAACCUGGUGAUGUUAAUGGGAUUUAGACGUCUUUGUAACAUAUUGUUGUGGUUCUUUUGUUUUAAUACUUUCAAGGCAGGCUGUCAAAAGUUGACAUCAAGAGGUAUAAGGCUAAAUGUCGAGAAAGGUCCCUUAAAAUUUAUUUCUUAGUUUUAGCCUCCAUGUUUUUUUACAGAAUAGCAUUAACUACUGGCUGUCACUCUUGUCCAAAGAAAUCUGCAAAAGAUGUUUAGUAUGUUGUUGAUCACUCGGACACUGCAGUUUCUAUAGGUGAUUUUGAGCUGUCAGAAGAAAGGGACAAUGCCUGCAAUUGGUUGCCUUGCAUGGUAUCUUGUGCUUCAAAAGAAUAAGGUAUGGCAUGGUCAUAUACAGCCCUCCAUAAUGUUUGCGACAAAGGCCCAUUUCCCUUUUAUUUACCUAUAUUUUGGUCACACCAUGUACAUGGUACUCCCAUUUCAGGACACCAUAAUGUUUGGGACAAUUGGCGUCACAUGUGUUUGUGAUUGCUCGGGUUUGUUUCAUUGAUUCAUUAGUGCAUGCACAAGAUACACAGGCUUGCUGUCUACCUACAGACUACCUUUGGUGGCUGUAGUUGCCAUUGUUCAGCAUGAAGAGAGCUGUGCCAAUGAAAGUCAAAGAAGCCAUUAUGAAGCUGAAAAACAAGGAUAAAAUCAUUUGCGAUAGCACUAAAACCUUAGGAUUACAUAAAUCAGCUGUCUGAAAUAUCAUUAAAAAGAACUCACUGGUUAGGUCAGUGAUCACAAGGGGACUGGUAGUCCAAGAAAGACCUUCACUGCUGAUGACAGAAGAAUCCUCACUAUGAU
Messenger RNA from Erpetoichthys calabaricus (reedfish), 4315 nucleotides. It is a transcript of the gene ss18l2, whose product is annotated as ss18, like 2. Gene Ontology annotation, molecular function: transcription coactivator activity. The coding region runs from base 84 to 422 and encodes 112 amino acids. The record is from RefSeq and is a predicted model, not a curated record. The transcript is spliced from 4 exons. Gene Ontology annotation, cellular component: nucleus. Gene Ontology annotation, biological process: positive regulation of transcription by RNA polymerase II. NCBI's taxonomy places the organism in Eukaryota, Metazoa, Chordata, Cladistia, Polypteriformes, Polypteridae.